This is a messenger RNA of Salvelinus sp. IW2-2015, 1551 nucleotides long. Its product is annotated as RING finger protein 222. The record is from RefSeq and is a predicted model, not a curated record. NCBI's taxonomy places the organism in Eukaryota, Metazoa, Chordata, Actinopteri, Salmoniformes, Salmonidae. The coding region runs from base 269 to 964 and encodes 231 amino acids. The transcript has a single exon.
UCUAUGGGUAUAGAUGACAGCCCUCCCUGAGAGGGAGACCUGCCCUGUACGGGAGGAGUGGCACGUGCUUUGGUUUCACUCAGCCAGUCCAACAGACCUUCAGGCAGGUAGUUCGGGAUCCUAGCCUAUUGAAAUCAGCUUUAUUCUCGCUGUUGGAACUAUAAUCAAAUCCCGAGGUGUCGCCAACAGCUGUUAUUAGGAUUAUUGGUGAUUCCACGGUGCACCACGGUGUGGAAUACACUGCCAGGCAGCGCGUAAAGGCUCCAGGAUGACACCAUUAGACGGACAUCAAGCGGAGGAACAGGACUCGCAGAGCAGGAGGACUGCAGAGUGUCCCGUGUGUUAUGAUAGUCUCUCCUGCACGGAGAGGACCCUGAGCUGCGGACACGUUUUCUGCCACGACUGUCUGGUCAAAACCUUGGUCAGUAUCAACAGGGACAGCGUCAUCAGAGACACCAUCAUCUGUCCCGUCUGCCGACACCUGACUUUCAUCAAGAAGCAACAGGAGGUUGGGGUUCCUCUCGCCCCGGGGAAAGAGGCYGAGGAAGGAGGCGGGCAGACCUUGAAGGUCCCUGUCCCUYCACCAGAACCUGGUAACCCACAGCAUCACCAUGAAGCACGGCGCACGUCAGGGCAUAGUAGCUCACCGUCUGAUUCAAGUGGACUGAGCUGGAUUGUGAGACGCUUUAGGUGGAUUUCAGAGAGAUGCAGGAGUCGAAGGAUACUAUCACUGAUCAGUCCCGACCACAGAAACUCUCAGAUUUUCAUCAUCAGUGCCCAGGGCCGACCCAUGGCUGAUGAAGAUGCGGUUAGCCUGGACACUAUGCCUGUUGUUCCCCAACCCAACCGCAGGAGACGGCGCAUCAAGAUUUGCACAACGGCACGUUGCUUGGUCGUUCUGCUUGUGAUAUUCACAUUGAUGGCAAUGGUAGCUGCCACACUUCCUUGGAUUAUAUUGGCAUAGCCCACAAAGCCAGAGCCAUAUGGCUGUAGCAUAUGCAUGGUGCGUCAUUACGCACUACUUGAUCGUCAUUACGCACUAUUUCUUGUUAUUGUAUGGUCUAAUUUUCUCUUCACUCAUGCUCUCAUGAAGACAAUUUAUUGCACUUAAUUAACUGAAACAUCUCACUUUGUCCAUUCUGUCAAUACAUAUACACUAUAUUGUAGUGCCAUAUAGUUUGAACUUGUACAGCGUGUUCCUUGUAUGCAUGUUUGUCCUCAAUGCCCUGGACAGGAUCUAGCUAAGUCACUGAAUGAAACAGGACUGGUUCAGUCACUCUGGUGACUGCAAUAAAGUGUGUGUUUAUGGAAAAGGCAUUGUCUUAUUUCCUAAAUGUAUACACUUUAUGAUGGUGAUUUGGUUAAUAAUGGUUGAAAUAUUGGUCCUAAGAUCMAAAGAAAAGGAGKCCCCUGUGAACAUGCCUCCAUAUUCACCCAUUACCAUAGGUCUAUAACUACCCCUGCUCACCAUAUAACUGCCCCAUAUGUUGUUGGCAACAAGUCCUGAAUAAAGAACGGUGAGGGUUGCAAUCCCAGCACCUCUCAUGGAGA